AUGGGUCAGGACGACCACACAUGCUUUGCGACGAUUUUCGACGCCGACGUGGCGGUUAUCCCACUGAUAUCGAGGACCUCGAUCCGGCACGCCGACCCGCAGACAGUGAAGGAGUGGCACCGCGACGAGGCGAUCCGCGUGCUGAAGUUUUUCCGGACCGCUGUUCUGGCCGAGCUGCGGCGCGAGGGUAGGAAAUGGGAGUGGGCGAAGCCGUCCGAAGACGAGGUGCAGGAGAGGCUCGCCGACUGCGACGAACCCCUUCGAGAUAAAAUUCCCGAUACCGUCCGGGACUCGGACGCGGGCUCCGGCCUGCUAGCAAUGAGCGCGUUGAUCUGGGUUGUGAGGCGGUUCCAGCGCCUGACCGGCGACCUCCGUCGCAUUGCCACCAGCAUGGACAAGCCCACCGUCUCGGGGUUGAAGGCGCUGCGGAACGAGAUGGUAGCCCUCAUCAAGAAGCAAGUCCCGCUCAUACGGUCGGGGAAAACCGUUGUUGCUGCCGACGCCUGUGACGACGACGGCGAGGAAGUCCAUUCUGCAUCCGUACCAGUAGGGGUCGCCCCGAACGUCGCUGAUGCGCGUGGCAAGUCGGGAGUCGGCGUCGACGAGGCCGAUGCGGCCGCAGGAAAGGGGGUGACCGGGACCGAGGUUGUUCACGGGGAUGAUGAUGGGGUCCAGGAUCGCGAGGAGGAACGUGAGGGUGAGGGGGGCUCGGAGGAGUCGUCGGGGUCGAUGUCGGGGUCGAGGUCGGGGUCGGGAUCGGGCUCGGAGUCGGAGUCGGAGGAGGAGCAGGAGCAGGAGACGCAGGAGCACGAGAGGCAGCACCAGGAGGAGCAGUUGGUAGAGGUGGAGGACGUGGAAAUGGCGGAGGGGUACGUUGUCGGAGGAGCGGAGGGGUACGUUGUCGGAGGAGCGGAGGAAACGGGUGGGAGAUCGGCGGAUGUCGAGAACGACGAAGGGGAGGGGAAGGGUGCGACAGCGAAUAUCGGCGAGGUCGGCGUGGAGGCGGCUCACGGAGGUGGUGGCAUGGUCGAGGUCGGUGAAGGGGAUAACGCCGCGGUCCCGGAGCAGAGGGGCGUGGAUGUGCAUACCGAUGCCACCGCGGAGAAGGCCGGCGGGGAGCGGUCUAGGAGGAAGAAGGCGGCGAGCGGUCAUCCCGGUUCCACCGCGGCUGGGCGGCAGGCGCGGCUGGACGUCGUCGAUCAGCUGAGGACGGAGAACAGGCGAUUGCGUGCAGACAAUGCACUCCUUGAACGGCGGCUCGGUGAGCAGACGGGGCGGGUCGACAGCUUGGCGGCGGCAUUAGCUGGGCUCCUCGAGAAGUUGAAGGGUUUGACCGCCCAGGUCGCCGACACCGACCGGAAAUCGGAGGAGCGCCUCAAAGAGGCCACGUCGACCAUGGCGACCACAAUCACCGAGGGCCUCACCGACAACAUGGACAGCGCCAUUCAAUCGGCCAAGUCCUUCGCCGAGCUAGCGAGGCAGACGCUGCUGGAUCUUGACGACCCCAAGGGACGAGCGGCGGUCGCACGCGCGACCGCGGUGAAGACAGUGACCGAGCACGUGACGGCGGAGGUGGGCGAGGCGAGGAAGGGGUUGGAGGAGUCGUUCAUCAAAUACAUCGGCGCCGCGCAGACCAACAUUGCCGCCGCCGUCGCGCCCCGCCUAGUCCAGCCGCCGCCGCCUACCGGCCCAGCGCAGGCCUUGCCGGAAGAUUUCCUGAAGUCUUUCAAGGAGGACGUGCUGAAGGCGGUGACGGAGACCACGCAGCAGUCCUUCCUCGCCUCCGGACUGAAGAUAAUGGCCGAGGUCGUCGGCACGGUGGCGUAUGCUCGGCGUGGGUCGUCGCCGUCGGCAAACGACGCCGGCCAAGCGCAACCUACGGAGGGCUUGAAGCUGGGUCACAAGAGGCGGGGAGGCGGCGGGGGGGGCGACGGGGACAAUUCGACGAACACGAAGCGGAGCAAGGGAGGCGGGGGGUCUGGCGGCGGGGGGGGGGACGGAGACGAUUCGGCGGGCGCGAGGCGGACCAAGGGAGCGGCUGGUUCUCGCGUCGCCGGCGAUGGGAGCAUGGGAGCCGGCGACGGCAGUUCGUUGAAGCAGUCGGGGAAGAGCGUGGUCGACAUCCUCAGGAAGCACUGGGCUCAGGUUGGAGCGGCCAGCACGGGCCAUGGUGGUGGGGGUCCCGCCGACGAGCAUGCCACUGAUGACGCACUGCCAAUGGCUCCGCCUUCGGUCGGCGUUAAGCCACCACGACAGGGUAGCGGUGUGAAAGGCCUGCGCGACAAGGAGAAGGCCGCCGCCAAAACGGCCCCAGGCGGGUCCGCGAAAGCUGGCCAGGGCCCGAAGACAGGGGUUGCAGAGGCGUCAGCGGUUCCUCACCAGUCUCCCGCGGGUGCACGCCAUCCGACCGGACCGUCUGCCGGGCGACCUACCGACGUCCCGCGCCAUGCCGACGUACCGUCUGCCGACAAGGUUGGCCGCGCGGGAAAAGGGGCGGCAGUUGCGGACGCGCUCAAGGAGCAGCUCAGGCUCCUAGCCGGCCACAGGGCUGUUCAACAGGCCCCCCCUGCUGUCGACGUCCCAUCGGCCAGUGGGCCACGUGUAGUGCCGGUCGUCGCCGCCCGUACUCCUGCAGACCCAAAGUCCGCGUUGUUGCGCGCCCAGCUGGGCGCACUAGCGUCGACUGAGAGGACUCAGCAGGCUUCUGGCUCUGGCUCUAAGCCGUCGUCGGCGAAUGUCGCACCACCCACCCAUGUGGCAGCUGAUGUGGAGAAGGCGGCGGAGAAGGGCGUUCGUGCCGCGCUUGCCACCGGCGGCGGCGCCGUUGAGGAGGUCCGCGCAGACGCUGAUAUCGCUGCCAUACAGGCCCAUCUGGAUGCAGCCAAUCCCCGAACCCUGGCCAUCUCCGACACGGAACAUGUGGAGCCUUCGGCGGGACUCGUCGGCAUCGCGGCAGAGCCUAGUGCGACCGGUGAUGCGAAGGGGAUGGCGGCGGAGACGGCGGCGGACAAAGAUCGAGGCGGCAUUGGGGAGGUUGAAGGGAAAGGGGAGAAUCAGAAGUCGCCCGGCGAGGGUACGUCGACGGGGAGGAAGGGGAAGGACAAGUCGGUCGGAGAAGGUGCGUCGACCGGGAGAAAGGGGAAGGAGAAGGCGGUCGGCGAGGGUUCCUCGAAGGGGAGAAAGGGAAAGAGGAAGGCGGAGGAGGAGGAUGAGGAUGUCGAGGAGGUGGAGGAGGUCGAGCAGGAGGAAGAGGAGGAGGAGGAGGAGGAGGAGGAGGAGGGGAAGGGCAAGGAGAGGAGGGGUCAUGGCAUCCGACACGAUACCUCGGGCGACAAGCAAGGGUGGGUCGGCGAGAUUAAGGUGCACGGCAUCAAUCGAUACAUCGGCAAGUCGCGGGACAAGAUGGAGCUCGCGUACGUUCACUCCAUCGCGUACGUGGUCUACGACGGUUUCGUGAGCAAGGUGCUCAUGACCGAGCUCACCGGCUUGGACAGCGCCGAAUUGGAGAGGUGGAAGGAGGUGUGGGAGGAGGUCAGGAUCUUGCCGACAGGGAUGUGGACGGUGAUGUGGGCCCGGGGUACGCUCCUUCCAAAGACACGGCUGACGGAGAUCCUCGACGCGUAUCGCCAUUACAAGUCCACAGGCGAUUGUCUCCACGCCGCGCUCCUGCCAGCGAUAUGGUACCCAGUCGAUGCUAGCACCGAGGAAGGCCGGGAGAAGUCGGCGUCCAUGAUGUCGGCGAUGAUAGGCCGCGUGUCAAUGUGCGCUGCAUAUGGGAAGACCGCUGCGGCAGCGGCGAAGAAGGAGGGAGACAAGGAGGAGAAGACGGAUAUGGCGGCAUGGGCGUUAGCAGCAUCCGCAUGCGCUGUGUGGUGCUUCGUCGAGAACGGCGAUGCCCAGCUGGCGGAUGCUGUGGAAGAAGGGAAGUCGGCGGCGAUCAUCGGCGGAGCGAGCCAGGCGACCGCCGAUGUAUUCGGAAAAGUCAUGGAGGCGGUGCUGAAAGCCGAGAUGAACAGGGACCGCCCCUUGGGAGAGGUUGCCUACAACGUCGCGCCAGCACUCCAGAGGACCGCCCUUGAUACGGUAUAUCCGGGGGGGAAUGCUGGAGUAGAUGCCGACGUUAUCGCUAGAGCGACGGUUGAGACGAUGGCGUUUUGGGGAAUGUGCCCCGUCGCCGGGCCGAAACUAAGAGCGAGGGACAUCGCGGUGCCGAUUGACGCGCAGAUGAAGGCCGAUCUUGACAACAGGGGGAGGAAGGGUCUGAGGGGCAAGAAGGGGACGAAGACCAAGGGCGGCACGGAGAAGGUCAAGAAGUCGAAGGACAGCACGACGGCCUAG
This is a messenger RNA of Closterium sp. NIES-65, 4338 nucleotides long. The record is from the annotation of a GenBank genome assembly. Lineage: Eukaryota; Viridiplantae; Streptophyta; Zygnematophyceae; Desmidiales; Closteriaceae.